AUGACUUCCUACACGACUUCUGAUGCUGCAUCGGAAGCUUCAUCAUCUGUAUUUGCGACACCCACUGCUACCUUGGCAUCGUCCGCCCCAACGACUAGCCGCAUCCGCCCAGACCUAUCUUCGCCAUCCAAGAAGUUGGUGAUUCACCAGGAGGUCAACAGAUCUGAUCCUUUCGUCGAUGAGCCCGUUUCGCCUAGCAGAGUCCACCGGAGCCCUGUGGAUACAUUUUCCUUCGCUAAGACAGCAAGAGAGUUACAGAUCGCUCGGGAAGCCGCAAGCUUGAUUCAAGCCAGGAUUUCCGAGAAUUCUGCGGUCGAAGUCGAGGACGACUCUGAGGGCAUCGAUGACGACGUCGAAACUGAAAUCAGAAGUAGCGGGUUCGAAAAGGUCAAUAAGUGGCUUAUGUCAAUUCCGUUCACCCCCAAGCGACGCCGAACGAUGUCGGCACCUUCCUCUGCGUCCUCGUCCCACACCUUCCCUUCUUCGCCCUCUAGUCCGAAGUGGAAGCGCUAUGUUCCAAGCAUCAAAAGGACUUCCAGCUCACCAUCCAUGGCCAGUGCUACGCGUAGCGUCCCGACUACGCCAACGAGAAAUCGUCGCUUGUCCCUUGCAUCCCUCAAGCGUUGGUCCACAGUCCAGCGAGCUCACUCCCUCCCAAACAUGCAUAGCCCUCCCUCCACCGCCUUUCCCUCCCCAAAUACACCGAACACCCCGUGCUCUCCCAGUGCGAGGCGCGAGCGUCGGCUGUCGUUAGCCUCCUUCAAGAGCUGGACUUCGCCAUCCAGACUCCGGACGUUCUCUAUGACCAGCUCGUCAACUGGUGGCUCAUCCGAAUUUGGAGUUCUCGCUAACGCCUCUGACGAUGGCGACGACACAUUGUAUGACGAAAGCUCGGAACCUGAUGCCUCUUCAAGUGCUAGUGGCGACGAUGAGGAUUCCGUCGACUCUGAAGAUUCAGACGAGACUCUUCUUACCCCGUUGGCUUUAUUCGCAUCGUCUCCCACUAAACUUGAGAAAGUCGAGGAAGGCGACGAGAUCGACUGCUUCUUCGCCACACCCACAGAGACGAUGAAACGAAACGCGGAUGUGGACUUGGAUACUUCAGACCUAACCAUCGAAAUAUCAAUUCCUGAUACCCUCGCGGCUAAGCUACUGGCUGAUACACCGCUGCUGAACAAAGUCCCUGAUAAGAAGCAGCAGAAACAUACUCAUUCACCUACCCUCCCCUCAAACGCAGAGCUCGCCACAUUUCCGUGGCCGACCAAAGAAACCAUCUCUGAACCAUCUCCAUUCCCAACCAUCCCAGAUCUCUGCCACGAUCUCAAUCUCACGCAAUCCAACAUCCAAAUGCACAGUAACGCAUCCGGAAAGUGGUAUAAUUUAUUAAUAUUUUUAUUAUUCUCGCCUUUCUUAUUUUUAUUCGCAUCUCUUGGGACGUUUUUCUUUUUUAUCUUAGGCGUCCCUCUUCACGCGGAGAAUAGGCCGACUGCAACCCUUGACUGA
This is a messenger RNA of Pleurotus ostreatus (oyster mushroom), 1503 nucleotides long. RefSeq lists its product as uncharacterized. NCBI's taxonomy places the organism in Eukaryota, Fungi, Basidiomycota, Agaricomycetes, Agaricales, Pleurotaceae. The record is from RefSeq and is a predicted model, not a curated record. Bases 1 to 1503 code for a protein of 500 amino acids. The transcript has 4 exons.